AUGGAUCAUCUACUAUCUACCAAGUCCGCAUUGCAACAGGCACUGGCUGGGGCCAAAUCCGCUAUAGCGGGCCUCUCGACUGCGCCUGGGGAAGGCAAAGGCCCCAAAGAGGGCAGCGAACCUCCAGCUCACUCGGAGUCUUCCAACGGACUCAGUGACAGUCAGAUCCAACAUCGACCAUCCAAGGCAUCAGUCAACAUUGAUCGAGAAGACGCCCCUGCCGAUGAAAGCCUUGACCCCAGAUACCAACCGGAUAAAUGGAUUCGUCCAAAGCCUUGGCGUUCUUAUUGUGUUUCGUGUGGUCUUCUCUUUCGGGCCGCAGGGUUGACAGGGGACGAUGAAGCAGUAAAAUACCCAAUGUUCGUCCUUCGGCACCACAACGCUAGCGAAUGCGUUGCCGGCGAGCCCUGUGAAGCUGGUCACUGGACGCUCUUCCAUGACUGUGUUGCCCCAGGUGUGGAAGGAUGCGUUGAUUUGCAGCUGUUAUGCACUCGUACAAAACUCUUUAAGAAGCAAAUGGGUUACUGUACUUGCAGGGACUUUAGUGAAGAUGAUGAUUCAAUCACCAUGACACCACGUAAGCUCUUCAAUGACCUUCUGCCAGAUUUCAGAAGUGUCAAAAGUGCAGGCUACCAAGUGGUAGUCUUUCGACUUGUUGAAAGCUGGGAGAAUGAGGAUUUCGAUCGUUGGGCAUAUGCUGGAGUGUGGAUGGACAUCCAUGGAUGCCUGGUUGGAGAUAGGGAUGAACUUGCUCGGCUGCGAGGCAUGACGUGUGCGAUCGUCUAUCAUAUCAGGCCACCGACAGAUGCACAUGAACUUGAUUCUGGAUAUAAAUAG
This is a messenger RNA of Fusarium mangiferae, 837 nucleotides long. RefSeq lists its product as uncharacterized. The record is from RefSeq and is a predicted model, not a curated record. NCBI's taxonomy places the organism in Eukaryota, Fungi, Ascomycota, Sordariomycetes, Hypocreales, Nectriaceae. Bases 1 to 837 code for a protein of 278 amino acids. The transcript is spliced from 2 exons.